Molecule: messenger RNA, 1032 nt
Organism: Penicillium arizonense
Lineage: Eukaryota; Fungi; Ascomycota; Eurotiomycetes; Eurotiales; Aspergillaceae
Product: inositol phosphorylceramide synthase regulatory subunit KEI1
Exons: 2
Coding region: 1-1032 (343 amino acids)
Biological process (GO): inositol phosphoceramide metabolic process
Cellular component (GO): inositol phosphoceramide synthase complex; Golgi membrane
Molecular function (GO): inositol phosphoceramide synthase regulator activity
Source: RefSeq, a predicted model, not a curated record
AUGGGGUUCACGUCCCGAUUUCUCCGCAUUCCGCGGCCAGAGACCUUUCUCUAUGUGAUGAGCUUAGAGACUGGUGCUUCUCUGAUCACCCUAUCUCUGCUAUUGAAUAAGAUUAGUGGCCUCUAUGGCCUACUGGCCCUUUUGACUGGGUACCACCUGUCGCCCGUCCAACUGUCGAUGUACCUGUACUCCCUUGUCGCCCUCGGACUCGCCGCACUCCUAUUCCCUCACAUUCGGAAACAAUCACCUCUACAAUGUCUCUCCCUCGCCUAUCUUUACGUCUUCGACAGUAUGAUUAAUGCCGCCUAUACCGCCGCCUUUGGUGUGACUUGGUUCCUGGUGGUGUCGCAGCAUUACGACAGUGGCAAGGGAGCCGGCCCAGGCGGCGACACCAUCGCUCAGACCGCUGGCUUCACCAGCCCGAAGUACGAUGCCGCCUACGUCGAAAUCCAAAACACCAAAAACGGUAACAACUUCGUCGCCCACCCACCUCGCAGCGCCGAAAACCUGAGCAAUGUCGUUCUCCAGCCCGAGAGCCUCCAGAGCAUCAUUUUCAUCUCCCUGCUAUGGGCCGUGCGUGUAUACUUCGUCCUGGUUAUGCUCGCGUUCGCGCGCCAAACUCUUCGCCUUUGGGUUGCUAUUCCCCGUCACACCCAGCUCCCGACCCACAGCCGCAAUGUGUCAGUCGCCAGCGUAGCUGAUAUCGACCGCGAACCCUUCUCUGUCUAUAGCCCCGACGGCCAGGGUUGGAAAGGAAAGUUGGGCCGCAUUAUGAUUGGUAUUGGUCACAACUACUGGCUUGGCGAAGAGGAGGACGGAAACUGGCUCAGUGGAAUUAACCACAAAUUCCGCAACCGUUCGAGCCCUACCGAGCUGCCUGGUGCUCUGGAGAGAGAGAGAAGACGUCGUUCCGGCACUGGCCCCCCACAACCAUCGCGGUCUGUCGUUCAGUCUGCUACCAUCCAACAGCCAAUUCCCGAGCAUGUGCCAGGAAUGAAUGUCAAAAUGCAAGAUUGGAAUGCGCCUCGAUAA